Meleagris gallopavo (turkey) is the source of this 5978-nucleotide messenger RNA. NCBI's taxonomy places the organism in Eukaryota, Metazoa, Chordata, Aves, Galliformes, Phasianidae. The record is from RefSeq and is a predicted model, not a curated record.
AUGAGCGCGGCUAAGCCCAAGCGUAUUAAGUUCUCGGACGAGGAGAAAUUCCUCAUCCUGGAGGAGUUCAGCCUCCGCAAGGACAUCCUCAUCCCCAAGAGCGGCCGCUACCGCAACACGCAGGACCGGCAACGCGCGUGGGAGGAGAUCGCGGCCGCCGUCAAUGCGCUGAGCCCGGUGGUGCGGCGGACGGCCGAGGAGAUCCGCAAGAAGUGGCAUAACAUGGUGCUGGACGCGCGCCGGGAGCUGGCCGCCGACAAACACCCGCUGAGCACAGCCAAGCGGUGCCGGGACAGGCACCUGGAGGAGGCCCUGCAGGUGGCACGGAAGUUGGGCGAGGAGCUGCGGGCGCUGGGCGAGACGGAGGUGCGACCGCUGCUGCGCUGCGUCCUGGCCUUCCAGCUGGAGGCAGCAGGCAGCUCCAGCGCCUUCCAGAAGCUGGAACAGAUUGUGACCCAGCUGGCCGUGGGCCAUAAGGCUGUGCUGGCACAGGAGGUGGGCAUGCUGCUGGCCGGGCUGGCACCACACGGAGAGGUGCUGUCCUCUGAGGACCUUCAGGCAGUAUGCAUGUUUGUAGAGGAGAGCAGCCUGGGCCGUCACCACUGGCAGCAGAACAUGGCCCCACUCCUGCAGCACCUGGCCCACACCCUGAGCUACGUGUUGCAGGGCCAAGCGGCACCAAGUGGCACCUGGAGCUGCCUGGCUGUCAAGGCCUGCCUCCAGCUCUUCCAGAUGAUGCCAAAAGAUGUGGCCCCACUGGUUUGGAAUGCAAUAGCAAAGAAUGAAGCCCUGCAGCGCAUCCUGGAGCUGCUGCUGGAGGCAGUGGCAGGGAAGGCUCUGAGCAAGGAUGUGCGGCUGCUGGCAGGCACGGCACUCAGCAUGCUGCUGAACACAGCCCCACUGCCUGAGAGUGGGGCCAGAGCUGCACUCGCCCUCUUCCAGCUCAUGGACAGAGGUGCAGGGGAGCUGAGAGUUGGGGAGCUGGCAGUGGAGGCUCACAGCAUCCCAGAGUCAGACGGGCUGGAGAGGCUGGCACUGAGCAGGGGGCUGCUGACAUGCUGCCGUGCGGACAUCCUCUGCUGCCGUCUGGAGGGCAGCACCUGCCAGGCCUGCCUGCUGCUGGAUGUGCUCUUCCCCACCGUGUGUGCCCUGAGCAAGGAGCAGAAGGACUGCCACUACCACUGCUUCCAAGUUCUGGUGCUGUGGCUGCGGCGUGUCCAGGAGAACCUUCCUGAGCUCUGGCACCUGCAGGGCAGCCGCCUCCUGGCCAAGGAUGCCAAGCUGCUGCAGGAGCUCGCCCAGCUGUUAUGGGACAAUGCCGAGGCCCCGGUGGAAGGUGUAUCUGAGUUCAUCCAGAGCUCCUUCAGACUCCUGGUGGAGAUCUACCACCUGGAAUGCCAGCACUUUGAGGACCAGGAGAGACCCCUCUACCAACAGAUGCUGCAGAGGGCAGUCUCAAUGCCGUGGCAGAUCAAGGCCAGAUACGGGUGCCCCGUGUGUGCCAUUGUCCCCUAUGUGGGCAGCCAGCAGGUGCUGGACGCCUGCCCCAUGCUGCAACAGCACCUCCUGAGCUGCCUGGCUACCAACCACCUGUGCCCCAUGGCCGCCGAGAUGUACAGGGCCCUGGUUCGGCAGCAGUGCUCCCAGGGGCAGGGUGACGAGCAGGCCGAGCUCUGGGCACAGCACUGGCUGCCACUCUUCAGCAAGGCGCUGCGCUCACCCCUGCCCAUCCUGCACGGCAACGCCACCAACCACCUCCUGCCUUGGACGCUGCGGCAGCUCCCAGCUGCUGGCGCACUGCUGGCUGCUCAGUUCAGUGGUGCGGACGCAGCUGCACUGCGGGCCUGGGUGUCACUGCUGCGGGUGCAGAGGAGCGCAGCUGGGGUCACAUCACUGCAGGCCGAGGAGGUAGCACGGCUGCGGGCCUGCCUGCGUGCCCGUGAGGAAGGAGUGCGGCUGGCAGCACUGGGACUGCUGUGCGGCGGCCCUGGGCACAGCUUGGCAGACACUGAGGAGCGGCUGCUGCGGGAGUUCCUGCCCCUCAACCUCAACUGCCACACCUCUGCCUUCCGGCAGCUGCUGCAGGCAGCCCUGAGGAAGGUGCUGGGGCGGCUGCGGGACGGUGCGCUGGCACGGCUGCGGGGGAAGGACCCCAAGGAGCUAAGGGGCGAGGGAGUGGGACAGCCGGCACGGGCUGUAGACUUUGUGGAGUGGCUGCUGCAGCUUUGCAUCUCCUCGCUCAUCCCCUGGGCCAACUAUCAGAGGAAGAAGACGGCUCUGCUCCUGCUGACGGCCAUUCUGGAGACCUGUACAGACACCUGGAGCCCUGAGAGGAAGAAAGGACAGCCCCCGCGGACGAUGGCCACGCUCUUGGGCCAUGCCAGGCAGAGUGGUUGCUGGGACUUCUUUUCCCAGCCCAACCUGCUGGCACUGCUGGGCUGCCUGCAGGACAGCACCAACGAGAUCAGGGACAUGGCCUCGGAGUUGCUCAUCCGCUACUUCCCUGCAACAUUCCCUGAGACCCUCACUCCAGCACUGCUCCAGUUGGCUCAGGAUGCCCUCAGCAGCCCCCGCGUGCAGGAGGCCGAAGUCGGAGCUGUGCUUAUGAAGACAAUCCUGCAGAAGUCAGACAGCAGCACCCUGAAGCUCCUGGCCCUGGAGGCCAACACAGCCCAGACACUGACGAACCGCAGCCUGUACUUCGCCCAACACCUGCUGUGGGUGCUGCAGGCCCAACUUGCCACAGCUCAACAGAACUUGCUGCAGGCAGCAGCUGUAGCACCAAUGCAUGGUGUGCUUGCAGCCCUGCGGAGGUGCCUGCUACAGGUGCCUGAGGUGGUCACCUGCAUGCAAACAGCAGAGUCAGCACAAGGCUGGCAGGAGUUGCUCAGCAGCCUGGUGGGCACUGCAAGGGACAUCACCUCCCUGCUGCUGGGGGCUUUGCAGAGUCAGCAGGGGCCUGAAGCUGAGCAGCAAGUGGCUGCCCCAUCAUUUGCAGACAUGGGGAAUGCAAUUGGCUCACUCAUUAUGCUGGGGAAGGGCCAACAGGAGGAGGAAGAGGACUCAGUUCUGCUGUCAGAGGAGCACAGUUUGAUCCUGACCUGCUGUUGGGUGUCAGUGAAGGAAGUCGGGCUGCUGCUGGGAGGCCUGGCUGAGCUGCUGCUGUCAUCCCCUGGAACAAAGCACCUCCUGCCAUUUGCUAGCCUGCAGACAGCUGCAACAGUCUUCCAAGAGAUCCUGCUGCGGUGCCGGCACUGGGGAGCAGUGGAGGGCUGCAGCAUGGGCUUCACCAAGUUCUGUGCUGCUCUGCUGAACCACCCUGACACAGAGAUGCAGGCGAUCCCGCAGACCAUACUGGACCAGGGGUUAGAAGCACUGAGUGGACCCCGGAGCAGCUCAAUAACGCGCCGUGCUGCCGGCUUCCCCAUGCUCUUCCUCUGCAUUGUCAGUGGGGAAAACCCAGCCCAGGCACGUCCACUUCUGACCCGCUGCAUCCAGACACUGCUGGGACUGGCCACCAUGGCCCUGCCACAGGACUGGGACCAAACCCUUGACCUCCCACAGGUGUGUGCCCUGCACGUGCUGCAAACAUUGGUGCGCGGUGCAGGGCUGGGCACUGCGCUGUUGCGGCAUGCUACACCAAUGGUGGCCCUGGCACUGCAGGGACUGAGCUCGCCUUGCUGGGCCAUGAGGAACGCGGCCAUCCAGCUCUUCAGUGCUCUCACCACACGGCUGCUGGGCCAGAAGCAGAGCAGCGCUGAGGGCUGCCUGGUGGAGGGGCUGAGCCUGCCCGCAUUCCUGGGGCAGCACCCGCAGCUGGGUGCCGUGCUGCUGGCCGAGCUGGGGGCGGCCGUGCCAGGGGGACCUCACCUGCGCCCUGCACUGCACGCCAUCCUCACACUGCUGGCACAGUUGCAGCCUGGCCCCGAUGACCCCAGUGGCCCCUCCACUCACUUCCUGGAGCCGCUGCUGGAAUUGGCAGGGAGCCCCAUCUAUGCCGUGCGAGCCAUGGCUGCCAAAGCACUGGUUCCUGUUGUCCCACCACCCCAGCGCCCAGCUCUGCUCCUGCACCUGGCCCAGCAGCUUCCUGCACCCGGGGGGGUCAGCUCACACAACGCCCUGCAUGGGCACCUGCUGCAGAUGCGGGCACUGCUGGCCCCCCACCUAGGCACCGACAGGCUGCCUGCUGAAGCCUUGCACCCCGUGGCCCUGCAGCUGGAGGCCCAGGGCUGGCUGCUCAGCCCUGCCCAGCGCUGCCCACUUGUCCGUGCCGCCUUCCUCCAGGUGCUCGCCCUCCUGCCUGGCUCCCUCAGCCCUGGCUUCACACAGAGCAUCUGGGAUGCUGUCAGUGCUGAGCUGGGCAACCUCACACUGGGCAGGGAGCUGGGCUGUGCCGAGCUGCAGGUGGGUGCAGCUGUUCUCCACCAGACUAUGGCCCGCUUUGCUUGCAGCGAGGCAGCCCGACAGACUGACAGCAAGAGAAUCCACACUGUCUGCUCACUUCUGCAACAUCCUUACCCCGAUGUCCACCGUGCUGUGCUGAGCUGGGUGACUGAUGGGAAAAGAGCAGAAUGUGAGGAGCUGGAAAGGGCUCUCCGUCUGACACUGCUGGAGAACUUACAGUCAGUGCUGCAAGACAGAGGGAACAAAGAGUUCCUGAGAUUGUACCUUGAAGCUUUGAUGCAUCUUUGCAGAAGCUGCCCAUCUUGGUCUCGGGAAGCUUCCCAGAAGCUCCAGGGCUCUGCCUUAGUAUGUGUGGAAAUACUGCUCCUUGUGAUGGAGACGGAGCGCCCUGGCCCAGAGCUCCUCUCCCAGGCGCUGUGUGCUGCCAGCCUGCUGCUCACCGUGGGGUUUGGGGAUGAGAAUGUCCUGCUGGUACAGCGGUGGUGCACGAUGCUGGAGGCGUGUGGCCGACCCGUGGCAGAUGAGGUGCUGCGGCUGGCGGCUGCGUGCUCCCUGCAGACAGCAGGCACCGAGGUGCUGCGGCGAUGCCAGGAGGCUUCUUGCCCCUGGCUCGUCCCUGUGGCACUGCGGGUGAUAAACAUGAGCAUUCACCUCCUGCAAGACGAGGACCCUGAUGUACGGCAUGAGGCUGCAGGCUUUGUGAGCCUAGUGCAGCAUGGCCUGGGGCAGUCAGGAGGAGGUGGCUGCAUCUUCGUGCAGGGCAACGUGGGGCUGCUGAGCCUCCUACAGCUCCUCCUGGAUGAGUUUGGGCAUCAUCCCGAGACCUUCGACUCACUGCUACAGCACCUGCCCCAGCCCAACCUCAGGGCCAUCAUGGAGGACCUGGAGGCUGACACCCCUCCCAGCCUGUACAAGGAGGAUGAACCCAAUGUGUUCGCAGAGCCAGCUGCCCUGGCUCAGCAGCUGCUGCCCUUCCUGCUGCAGCUCCUGGAGAAGGCUCCCAGCUCUGCCCUGCGCUGGCUGCAGGCUGCAGGCCCCGGUGUGCUGCAGGACCUGCACUACUGCCAGCAGCGAUGGAGCCACGAAUCAGCCGCGCGUUGCUGGAUGAAGGCGCUGGGCUGUGCCGUGCUGCGUGCUGCCCUGGCCGUGCUGCUGGUCAGGGCACAGCUGGUUGCCCGUGUGCUCCGGGUGCUGGGUGAGGAGCAUGGAGCUGUGCUGGGGUUGGACUGUGGUGCCCAAGAGCUGGAGCAGGAGCUGGCUCUGGUGCAGGGGCUACUGGCACGGCACGGGCUGGGCCCUGCUCCCCGGCAGAGCACUGUGCCGGCAGAGCAGGGAGAAGCACAUGGGGACGGCUGAUGGCUGUGGGCACGGAGCAGUGUCACCGAGCCCUGUCUUUAGAGGGGUCCUGGUUCUCGUGGCCGCGUCCUGACGUUUUUUGUGUGCUCCCUGCAGCGUGGCUGCGGGUACAGGGGUGGAACUCAGGGCUAGCAGGAUGCGUCCACUCCCUUUGUGCCUGGAUGCAGCAGCAGCAGCAGAGGGCAGGGCACAGCGGCAGCUCUCCGUCCCACCGCCAC